Molecule: messenger RNA, 1149 nt
Organism: Pogonomyrmex barbatus (red harvester ant)
Lineage: Eukaryota; Metazoa; Arthropoda; Insecta; Hymenoptera; Formicidae
Source: RefSeq, a predicted model, not a curated record
UCAAUUUCUUACGACUUAAAGAUUAAAUACUUAUUGUGGACCGACACUUAGAUGAUGUUAAGUAUCAUGCUUGUUUCGAAGGAAAAGAAGUUUUCCUUGAAGGAGAAAAGGAACUACUCACUUGAAAUGGAUGAUAACGAAAAAAAUAUGAAUGAGAUGCAGGAUUUGAAUUAUAAAAAUAUGAAUGAGAUGUCAUCACAGCAAGUAAGAUGGAAAAUGAAUGCCUUAACAAAACGGUACAAAGAAUGUAUCGACAGCAAUAAUAAAACUGGAAGAGGUGCUGUUGAAUUUCAAUGGUUCGAUCAACUCGAUGAAAUUUUCGGGAAAAACAAUGUUAAAUCGGCUUAUCUGUUUCAACGAAGUUGUCUUUCUUUUUUGCGACGACAUCUAAGAAUAAAGAAUAUAACGCAACAGUCACUAACGAACAGAGUGAAAAUAAAGGAAAGAAAAAAAAGGAGUUGCAUGAAUCUCAUUUUGAAGUGAAAAAUACAAAGCGUACGGUCCUUGAAGAGAUCUGCCCAUCAUCAAAUAUAGCUGCAAAUAAGCAAGUUAUUGAAGAUGUAACAGCAACGAUGCAGCCCGAGACGUUAAAAAAGUUAUGCCCAGCACACGGAACUGCUUCAAACAUCGCAAAAAGUAAAAUUGAACUCGAAAAGCAGUGGCAUCAAUAUCUGUGGCAAGAUAAAACUAAAAGAGAGAUUAAGCUAAAGAGAAACGGUACAACGACAUAAUGAAAAAAAAGAAAGAAUUACUAGAAUUGAAAAAAAAACAAAUUGAAUUGAAAGAGAAAGAACUUCAACAGAAAAAGAUUAUUGCAAAUAACAAAAUGAACGAUAAGCAAAAGAGGCACGUUAGUGUUGUUAGUGUGAAACACUUUAGCAACCAAGAUCCUGCUUGCCGAGGAAAUGCCAUAUUUCGCGUUGUAGUAAAUUAUAUAAGUUUUUAUGAUAAAUACAUUUAGUUAGCUAAAUUGUGUUGCUGUCUUAGUUGCAUAACUGUAAAAGUAUAAAUUAUACUGUAAUUGAUAAUUAAGAAUACUUCUUAUUUAUUUUUAAUUCAAUUUAUUUCAUAGUACAUAAGUAUCACUUUACAAUUAACAUUUUAUUAUUGGAAAUCUUGAAAAAGUGCAAUAAAGCAGUAUUACAAAUC